AUGCUGCAGCGCGCGGCGAGCAACGCCUACUCCUGGUGGUGGGCGUCCCACAUCCGCACCAGCCAGUCAAAAUGGCUCGACGCCACCCUCCACGAGAUGGAGGACAGGGUGAAGCUGAUGAUCAAGCUGAUCGGCGCGGACGCCGACUCCUUCGGCAAGAAGGCGGAGCUCUACUUCCGGAGCCGGCCGGAGCUCAUCAGCAACGUGGAGGAGAUGUUCAAGUCCUACCAGGCGCUGGCCGACCGCUACGACAGGAUCUCCAGCGAGCUGCACAAGGCCAACCACACCAUCGCCACCGUGUUCCCGGACCACGUCCAGUUCGCCAUGCAGGAGGGCGACGCCGAGGGGAUGCCCAAGGCCAUCACCAGCAUCGACCUCAUCAACUACAAGUUCCCCGCGCUGGAAGGCCUGCCCAUGGGCUCGCGGGUCACCAGCCGGGGGUCCAGCCCCGUGCCCAAGAGGACCCAGACGCACCGGAGGGUUGCCUCGCACAUGAACAAGGACAGGGCGAUGGAAGAGAUCGACAAGCUGCAGAAGCAGAUCCUGGUGCUGCAGACCGAGAAGGAGUUCCUGAAGACCUCUUAUGACAGCGCGCUUGGCAAGUAUCUAGACAUUGAGAGGCACGUGGCUGAGUUGCAGGAUGAAGUCUGCUCCUUGCAAGAUACUUUCAGCACUGGCUCAGACAUUGAGGACAACGAAGCCCGGGCACUGAUGGCUGCGCGGGCCAUCUUGUCUUGCGAGCAUACGUUGGUUAACUUGCAGCACCAGCAGAAGAGAUCAUCCGAAGAAGCCAAGACUGAAUUUCAGAGAUUCAAUGAGGCAAAGGAGAAACUGAAAACCUUUAAGGACGAGUGCGGGCAGCCUCAGACGCAAAAGGACGGGCCUGAUUACCUUGACACAGGACUUACCCAAGUACUGUCACCUGUGGAGGGUCAUGAUUCUGUUCAGAGUGAGGUUAAGCUUGACCUGCAGGAAAUAUGUCAAAAAGUUAAAAAAGUAAUCGAGUUGCACCCAGAGGCAUCAGUUGCAGAAAUAGCGGAAAAGGUUGAUCGACUUGUGGAGAAAGUAGUCAACCUGGAGCUUGCCACUACUUCGCAGAAUGCUCAGAUUGAUAGAAUGAAGUCUGAAAUAGAUGACUUCCACAAGCGCUUGCGUGCUUUGGAGGAAGAAAAGGCUGCUCUGGUUGCUGAUUCCAGUAAGUUAGCUGACAGAUUGAAGAAAGUUGAAGGGGUGCUGCAAAUUGUCCAACAAAUUGGUAGGUCCAUACAAAAUGGUUCAGCAAAUAUUUCCAAAGAACUGACUGAAGCCUGCAGCGAACUUGCUGAGUUCGUCGAAACAUUGCAUUCUCCCAAGCAUGCCGGGGAUUCAUCCGAAAAGGGCUUGGAGGGCCCCGUGGUUCAGGAACGACUUGUUUCAACUGGAUCUGAAGGUGAGGAUAAUAUUUUAUCAGAAGAUUAUGCAUCUGUCCUGCAGAGCUACAAAGAUACAGAGCAACAACUUUCAGAAAUCGAAAAGAAAAAUCAGAAGUAUCAUGUUGAGGCCAUGUCAGAGCUGAAUGAACUGAGGAGCGCCAAUACAACGAAAGAUGAGGAGAUUCACUCUCUUCGGCGCAUGCUAAGUUCUUUGCAGAGAAAGGUGAAUGCUCCUGUUCUUGAGGGCGUGUCUGAUGAAACAUCUAAAAUAAGCACCACGCCCACAACUGAAGACAAGGAUAUUGCUGAGAUAGAUGACUACAUUAAGCAAUGCCAAGUUGAAGAACCACCUGCGUAUGCAGUUGGGGAGGAAAAGUUUAGAGCAGAGAUCGACAAGGUGUUGGAGCAGAACAUGGACUUCUGGUUGAGGUUUAGCACAUCGUACCAUCAAAUACGGCAUUUCCAAACCGCAUUUGACAGGCUAAAAGCUGAGAUGGUUAAAUUGACCGAUGCACAUGAACAGGGGGGUGCAGAUGGAAUUCCUACUAAUCAUCAGGUAGCGAAGCUGGAGUCAGCCGUUUUAGAAAAGAAAUUUCGGGAUUUGAAUACAGAUCUUCAAGUUUGGAUGGAAAAGAAUGUACUAUUAAAAGGAGAGGUGGAGAACAGGUUCUCUUCACUGUGUAGCAUACAAGAGGAUAUAUCGAAGAUCACAAUUCUGGAUAAAAGUGAUGAUGAGCACUUCACGCUUAUCCAAGCUGCAAAAUUCCAAGGAGAGGUGCUUAAUAUGAAACAAGAGAAUAACAAAAUUGCUAAAGAGCUAGAAGCUGGGCUCGACCAUGUAAGAGGUCUCCAAGUGGAGGUUGGGAGGGUGCUUCUGAACCUCCGGGAGAAUCUUGAGCUAUCUAUAGCAAGAAGCAACCGAGCUCAACAGAACUUCCGCGCCUUGUCAACAAAAGCUGGGGUUCCCCUUAGAACUUUCCUGUUUGGCACGAAGCCAAAGAAACCAUCACUCUUUUCAUGCAUGGGUCCUGGGAUGCAUAAGCAGUAUGGUAGCUCGAAGCCUGGUCGUAGAUGAGAAUGAUUGGAUUAUCAGCUAUCCGUUUCUUUUAGCUGUUAGUUGACUUGUGCUAUGUAUGUU
Molecule: messenger RNA, 2550 nt
Organism: Lolium rigidum
Lineage: Eukaryota; Viridiplantae; Streptophyta; Magnoliopsida; Poales; Poaceae
Product: protein NETWORKED 2A-like
Exons: 2
Coding region: 1-2487 (828 amino acids)
Molecular function (GO): actin binding
Source: RefSeq, a predicted model, not a curated record